This is a messenger RNA of Penicillium cataractarum, 993 nucleotides long. Its product is annotated as YoaK family protein. The record is from RefSeq and is a predicted model, not a curated record. Bases 1 to 993 code for a protein of 330 amino acids. The transcript has 2 exons. Lineage: Eukaryota; Fungi; Ascomycota; Eurotiomycetes; Eurotiales; Aspergillaceae.
AUGCACUCCCCCCAGGAAUUCCCAUCGUCUCCGAAAACAGAACGUGGUUCUGGAAGCAAGCCAAGGAGACCUCUAGACACACACUCCGAGACAACUCAUGGUCAGCAUGCAGGACAUGUGGUGCAGACAACCCUUUGCGCCGAUGGCGGCAUUCCUCACGCCACGGAUAUGCCGUGGGUGGGUAGAACCGUGUCUGCUGCGGAAACCCAACUCUUCCCGUUCCGGAUGUCACGGUAUUUCUCCGUGGAGAUAGAUCGCAAGCACACAGAUAUUAUCUUGAUAGUGUGUGGCUUUGUCGGCGGCUUAGUUGAUGGUCUAUCCUUCAAUGCAUGGGGCAGCUUCUCUAGUAUGCAGACUGGAAAUACCGUUUUCAUUGCAUUAGGCGUCUCUGGUCAACCUGAAUACCCAGCCUUCCUCUGGGCAAAGUCCCUCAUCGCACUAACAGUUUUCCUGCUUGGCAACGUCUUGUUUAUCCACCUCUCACGCGCCCUUAAACCCCUCCGACGCUCAACGCUCGUCUUCUCCUUUGGCAUCCAAACGGCCGCCCUCAUCAUCGCGGCAUCCAUAGUGCAAACCGGCCUCGUCAGCCCCAGGCCUGAAGACCCGCGCGCCCCUAUCCAGUGGAUUCAGGUUCUGCCCAUCAGCCUGCUAGCGUUUCAGGCCGCCGGUCAAAUCUGCGCCUCGCGCCUACUAGCCUUCGACGAGAUCCCCACGGUGGUACUUACCACGCUUCUCUGCGACUUGCUCGUUGACACAAACCUCUAUGUCAGACCGUGGUCUGCAAAUCCUAAACGGAAUAGAAGAAUCGCUGCGUUUCUGGCACUUUUUCUGGGUGCUAUGACGGCGGGCGGUCUCGCACGAACAACAUCUAUUGCUAGUAGUCUUUGGCUGGCCGUGGCUUUGAAAGGUGUUAUCACGUUUUCGUGGUUCGUGUGGAGGGAGAACUGUCAGGCAUUGAGACAGAAACAGGUCUUGGACGAGAGCCCAGUCUAA